This is a messenger RNA of Gongylonema pulchrum, 2622 nucleotides long. Lineage: Eukaryota; Metazoa; Nematoda; Chromadorea; Rhabditida; Gongylonematidae. The record is from the annotation of a GenBank genome assembly.
AUGACGAUAGAGGAGUGGCAGCAGCUAGCGAGCACUAAAUGCCGAAUUGGGCAAUCAGCUCAUAAUUUAGAUAUUCGGAAGCAUUUUUAUCAAACGCCGACUUCGGAGAAUGUUCCGGAAGGAGGCACUGUACAUAUGCACUGCUCACCACCAGAUGGCGUGCCAGAGGUCGAGGUGUUCUGGAUGAAAGACGGGAACGAAAUUGAGCGGCAGUCGGAUCCGAAUAUGAUCAUUGCCAAUGACGGUUCAUUGAUCAUUUCCGCUGCGCGCCUAUCCGAUUCUGGGAACUACACGUGCGAGGCACGUAAUGCAGCCAACAGGCGGUCCACUAAUCCUGCUCAAAUUGUUGUUUACGUAAAUGGUCAAUGGGCCGAAUGGUCAGCGUGGACUGGCAACUGCAAGGUUGAUUGCGCGCAGUUGAAACAACAGCUGGCAAGGCGUCCUUCUUCUAGCGCUGCUGCACCCUCCAGACUUCAUGAAAUCUGGCCAAAGCUGGUGCGCAGGCGGACGUGUAAUAAUCCGGCACCAAUGAACGGCGGAGCGGAUUGUUUGGGCGACGCCGAGCAGACCGAGCAGUGUUCGCUGGACUGUCAUCUCGAUGGACAUUGGUCAGAAUGGUCAUCGUGGUCACAGUGCAAUGAGAGCUGCCAAAAAGUUCGCACUCGAUCCUGUAAUUCACCGCGACCAACAAACGGUGGUCGUACAUGUAUUGGCCGUGAUGUGGAAACCAAAAACUGUACACAAGGUGAUGGAUACUGCACAAGCACGGCACUGCGGCCAACUCCAACUUAUAUCGGGUAUAAUUUGGAGACACAGCUUGCCAUGUAUGCUGGAUUAUUCAGUGCUCUGGUGCUGCUUCUCAUCGUGCUCAUCCUGGUCUCCACGCUUCUGUGUCGCUGCCGAAGACGGUGUUCUGCUACUGCUACAGUCAAAAAGGAGGAUUAUUAUUUCUCUGAAAAUGGCGGACACGUGCGUACUAUUCUACUCCAACAGCAACGUUUACUCGGGGACGUUUGUGAUUCCAUGAAAUCGACGCCAAAAGCUGCUAGCGAAUUUUAUACAUUAACAACAACUGCUUCGCCAACUCAUCAUCAUCUGAUACUGCCACCCUCUCUAACACUCCGAUCCGCAAACAGCAGCGGCUACUCAUCCAGCAGGAAGGCCACAGGAUCGCGAAUAGCUCUGAUAACCGAGUCAUCAUCGAACUCCUCCAAUGGUAAGAUGACAAUAGCGCGAACAAAUUCGCGAACCUCGGACGAAAAUUAUGCAACGCUGUACGACUGCGUUGGUGGCGAUAGUAAUGAACGAUACGGGUCUUUCGAGCUUAGCCAGCAGCAGCCUCAGGCCAUGCUGCCUGCUUACGUGGACAGCAGGGGCGGAAAACUUUUGCUCAGGCGGAUUGGCGCUGUCCUUCUGAUACCGGAAGGUACAUUCCAGGACGCCCAUAUGAAAAUUUCAGGAAGUGAUACAGUGUUAAGUGCGGUAGUGAUGGUAGGCCUUUGUGACGAUAACGAAGAGGAGGUGCUCAUCCAUAGGCCGUUUAUAGUUACUUUCAAGCACUGUGCGAAUAUUUUUCCAAAAGAUAACUGGAUAUUCAUGAUUUAUACUCGAGGAAAUCGAAAUAGCCGUUGGGAAAUGGUUGCUGAGAUUGGUGAAGAAGAUAUCAACACACCGCUUUAUUGCCAGAUGGGUUUCACAAGGUGUCAUAUAAUGGUGGAGAGGUUCUGCAAACUGCUGCUCGUAGGUAGGCCACGUCGCACAACCGUAGCAACAACAAAACGGAUGCGACUGGCCGCAUUUGGUCCACUACAUCGCAUGUCGAACGACACGUCCAUCCGGGUCUACUGCGUACCGGAGAUCGGCAUAGCAAUACAAAGCGUGAUCAGUCAGGAAGAGAACACUGGUGCUUUGCUGGCCGAAGCCGAGAAUUUUUUGAUGCGCGAGAAAGGUGCGUUAUGUGUAUGUCUGGAAGAUGUCUCAACUGGACUGGCAAAGAAGCCGGAAGCGCAGUACUUGGAGAUACCGGCCAGCCAUCAUUUAUGGUGCAUCCAGAACGGUUUGCACUGCAGCGUGAAGACGGAUGUUCCGGAAGAUUUGUUAGAAACGGUCACUGGUCGUAUUGUUGUCUAUCAGAAGGGAAAUGCGGAGGCGCGAGAAGUGCUACACUUCGACAUGCAACAUCCACUUGUAACCUUCCGCUUUCUAGCUAUAAUACUAAAAGAUGGCGAAGAGUUACCCCAGCUGCUGCUUGAGGAUAAGCUAAUAGGAGCAUAUUUCCAGGAGUGUGACGAAAUGGAGGAAGAUGGUUUACUCACUUCAGAAUUUCUGCUGGAUGGUGUAACGCGACGAAAGUUAGCAAAACUUCUUGAUGUGCCCACUGAUCCAACCAAAGACUGGCGAGGCCUAGCCAGAAAACUGAAUCUUCAUAGGUAUAUACAGUACUUCGCGACCCGUCCAGGUCUCUCGCCUACAUCGUUGGUACUGGAUUUAUGGGAAGCGGUAGAAUCAGGCUCGCAGCGUGCUGUACUCGAUCUUCUGCAAACGGUCAGAAUCAUGGGUCGGCCAGAUGCCGUAACGGUUCUCGAAAAUUACCUUUCGGAUGCAAAAAAACUGAAAGAAUAA